GGGGACAACGUUUCAAAUCCUUUCAAACCUCUGAAGGAGGGGCUCCUUUUGUGAACAUAUCUCUAUAAACCGCACCUCCUUCAAGAAUUCGCAACAUUUUUCAUCGAUACAUUCUACCCAAAGGUACUGGUUGAUUCGUUCUAUGAUGGAAGGCUACACUAUACUCUCGCUUCUUCUCUGCCUCAGUGUGCCAAGUGCAUUAGCUAAUGAUGUGGUGCGACUUGUCGGAGGUAGCUCCGCCAGUCAAGGUCGAGUCGAGGUCUAUUAUGAUGGGUCAUGGGGCACAGUAUGCAACCGUUAUUGGGAGCUGAAGGACGCUAAUGUAGUGUGCAGGCAGUUGGGCUUCCCUGGAGCUGACAGCCAAAUCACAGAUGCCCAGGUCUUCGGCGCAGGCUCAGGAGUGGUCCACCUUGACGGUGUGGAGUGCGAGGGCUACGAAGCUUCAAUCAUGGACUGUCCAAGGUCCGCAUUCGGGGAUGUUUGCUAUCACGACCAGGAUGCCGGAGUGAAGUGUCUCACUAAUAGUUUUAGAGUACGUGAAGAGGAGGAUUUUGAUUUUUAUCAAAGAGAAGACAUGAUGGAAGAGGAGAAAAAAGAAAAGGCGGCUGCUGACGAAGGAUCCGAUGCCAAAAAGGAUGCUGACUUGAUGAAGAAAGACAUCCUUCAGGCCCUAUAUGAUCUCCUGGUCGAACUCGAGGACAAAUAGAUGAUACAAGGCAGCGGACACACUGAACUUGGGGCGGACUGGGAGCUAAGAUAUAUAGAAGCUUUUUUCCUGAACGUUUCGCUGGGCCGUUUUAUUCAAUCACGGUUGGGUCUUGACGUAUAACGUGUGAUCGUUACAGCGGAGUCGAAAAUGACCUCUUAUUUUUCAUACUUUCAACAACUUUUUCCCGUAAAAAUAUAGAAAAAUGAUCUCAUUUGCACAAGAGCUGGUACAAAGAAAGGGCUAUAGAUAAAUCUUUAUGUUUAAAUUAUCGAGUACACAGUCAUAGAAAGUAGCCUCUUCUCGAGAAGAAAAAAACAACUUUUAUACCCAUUUACACGUUUGUGAACAAAAUUAUAUCACCCCUUUUCAUCGAAUUUUAUGCUCUUUAAAAAAAAUAUUAAAACAAAUAAAAAAUAAAAAUAAAAACAAAAUCCCUAUUUUUUUUGGCGAAAUUUCUAAUCAUCAUGUGCCGCACACGAUGUCAAUAUACGAGUAAAAACCACCGCCUAAAGACUCAACAAAUUUUGAAAAAAAGUGUGAUUC
Strongylocentrotus purpuratus (purple sea urchin) is the source of this 1252-nucleotide messenger RNA. Its product is annotated as neurotrypsin. The record is from RefSeq and is a predicted model, not a curated record. The transcript has 5 exons. NCBI's taxonomy places the organism in Eukaryota, Metazoa, Echinodermata, Echinoidea, Camarodonta, Strongylocentrotidae. The coding region runs from base 143 to 706 and encodes 187 amino acids. Gene Ontology annotation, cellular component: membrane.